Oryza brachyantha (malo sina) is the source of this 1282-nucleotide messenger RNA. RefSeq names its product probable carbohydrate esterase At4g34215. Lineage: Eukaryota; Viridiplantae; Streptophyta; Magnoliopsida; Poales; Poaceae. The coding region runs from base 115 to 912 and encodes 265 amino acids. The record is from RefSeq and is a predicted model, not a curated record. The transcript has a single exon.
UAAAAAAAGAGAAUAGGGCGCGCGUGUAUUUAUUGAGCACGUCUUGGACCCCUUGCUGUUCAUCGUCACCAAGGGCAGGGACACACACACUGUCACUGACGGACGCUGAGCACCAUGGGCAUGGCGCCGCCGCACAACGUAGUAGCUCUGGUGCUUGUGCUGGCCGCCGCCGCCAGCACAGCCGCAGCCGCAGCCCCGCCCACCCCGACGCUGAUAUUCCUGCUGGCCGGGCAGUCCAACAUGGGCGGCCGCGGCGGCGCCACCAGCGGCAGCUGGGACGGCGUGGUUCCUCCCGAGUGCGCGCCGUCCCCUCGCGUCCUUCGGCUGUCCCCGGAGCUCCAGUGGGAGGAAGCCCGCGAGCCGCUGCACGCCGGCAUCGACGUGCGCAACGUGCUGGGCGUGGGGCCCGGCAUGGCCUUCGCGAACGCCGUCCGGGCGUCCCGCGCCAUCCCGGCGUCGACGGUGAUCGGGCUGGUCCCCUGCGCGCAGGGCGGCACGCCCAUCGCCAACUGGUCGAGGGGCACGGAGCUGUACGAGCGGAUGGUGACGCGAGCCAGGGUGGCCAUGGCGAGCGGCGGCAGGGUGGGGGCGCUGCUGUGGUACCAGGGGGAGGCGGACACGAUCCGGCGGGAGGACGCGGAGGUGUACGCGGGGCGGAUGGAGGCGAUGGUGCGCGACGUCCGGCGAGAGCUGGCGCUGCCGGAGCUGCUGGUGAUCCAGGUGGGGAUCGCGACGGGGCAGGGGAAGUUCAUCAAGGAGGUGAGGGAGGCGCAGAAGGCGGUGAGGCUUCCAUGGCUCAAGUACGUGGACGCCAAGGGGCUCCCCAUCGCCUCCGACUACACGCAUCUCACCACGCCGGCGCAGGUCCGCCUCGGCAAAUUGCUCGCCAACGCCUACCUUUCCACGCUCUAGCCUCUGCCUCUACCUCGCUCCACAUCUUCUUGAUUACACUCCAUUUUAAUUGUACUCCUCCUCUUCUUAGUAUUGAUUGAUGAUUACUGUUCCCUCCACUAUAGAUUUCAUCGUCUGCUAAUUUGCUUAAUAUUAUUCUAUAGUGGAGCUACGUCUUUCUUUCUCUUAAUUGCUCCUUCCGGAUGAAAACGUUACUAAUUUUUCUUUUUAUUUCUUAAGAAGAAUUAUUGGACCACUUUGCUCACUUGUUACAGAAAGACAGACAAAACCAUGAUGGAAACCGUCGGCAGCUAGCUCCAAUUGUAGUAAUUGCUAAGAAAGACACGCUGCCUGUGAUGUACUAAUAAUGCAAUGCAAGUGUUGUAAGACU